AUGGCAGGCAGCCAUGCAGUUCGCAAAGGAGAAACCACCAUAAGGGGAGGCUCAACGUUGGAAGGGACGCCAUCAAAAACAAGGGCGAGCCUUGAUGACCCUCUUGGCGAGGUGCUAGGAACGUCGCAUGGAGAGGCGUCUGAGGUUGGGCGCCAUAGAGUUGAGGCAGGCCAAGUGACCUACGUGGGCAUUGCUGGCGAGGCGGUCCAAGCAGGUGCCAAAGGCGAGGCGUCAUGGACGCCUAAUGCUGCGACCCUGUUGAUUGUGAGAGUGGAGCUUAUUUGA
Molecule: messenger RNA, 285 nt
Organism: Ilex paraguariensis (yerba mate)
Lineage: Eukaryota; Viridiplantae; Streptophyta; Magnoliopsida; Aquifoliales; Aquifoliaceae
Source: the annotation of a GenBank genome assembly